Messenger RNA from Porites lobata, 1940 nucleotides. NCBI's taxonomy places the organism in Eukaryota, Metazoa, Cnidaria, Anthozoa, Scleractinia, Poritidae. The record is from the annotation of a GenBank genome assembly.
AUUUUCAGAUUUGGAAAAGAUGACAUUUUACACCUUUGUGAGGCUCUAGAACUACCCGAGUUCUACACUGGUCAUCAGGGCUCUGUCUUUACUGGGAUUGAGGCCUUGAUGGUUAUGCUACGAAGACUCGCAUAUCCUAAUAGAUUGUGUGAUCUGGUUGACAUCUUUGGCAGGGCUGAGCCUGAACUUAGCAUUGUUUUUUAACAUGGUAACUCUUAGGCAUGUAAAUUGUCAUGUAUUUAUGUCCCACAAGCUUAUAUCUUUUACCCUUAUUGUGUAUAAAGGUUGUAUACAUGCAUGUAUGUAUUUUACAAGAAUACCGCAUAAAUUAUUAACUUUGACAGUGUUCCUUAUUCAAAAUAUAACUCUGUUGUAGAUUGUAGAUGACAUCUACACCCGCUUUAAUCAUCUACUGAGUUCCUUGGACCUAACGUGGCUAGAUCCAGCACAUUUUGCUCAAGUCAUACAUCAGAAAGGAGCUCCACUGGACCAGUGCUGGGGGUUUAUAGAUGGGACUGCCCAACAGAUUGCUCGACCUUUGCGUAAUCAGCAGAUCAUGUUCAGUGGGCAUAAAAGAAUCCACUGCAUAAAAUUCCAGGUGUGGCAUUGCAUUGUUCACUGAGAAUAAAGAUGACUUUUUAGCCAGUUGGACACACUGUAUGGUUAGCUCCCCAAAUGUGUUGGAAAACAACAUGUCAAUUUCGAUUUCCAAUCUGUUUCUGUAUUCCUAAUAGGGACAAUAAAUUGUUGUCAUUUUCACUUACUAGUUCAACAGAGCUGAGGAUAGCAGCACUUAAUUCUUAAAUUGAUAGCCUUAUUUUGUUGAUCCCCUUAGGGUGAUACAAAAUGCAUGUUUCUUUUGGUACAUGUUGUGGUUCAAUUUUUAUUUUCUUUUGUUUCAAACUCAUUAUCAUAUCAUUAUCAUACAUUACAACGCCAAAAAACAAAGGAAAAUAAAAAUUGAACCAAAUAAAAAUGUUACAGCGGUUUUCAGAAACAUGCGAACUCUGCUCAAGUCAACGGUUUCUAGAAGUACGUUUUUCGCUGCUGUCAAUCAUAAUUAUGGCGACAGUUAAUGGACCUCGAAAAACAGAAGCAAACAGAAUGGAUCGAAAUCCACCAAUCACAAGUAGGAAAUGUGGCCUUUUGACCCUGAACAAGUGAACUGCUGUUUCCUGAGAGGUCUGCUAAGAUGAUUGACAGCAGCUAAAAACAAACUUCGCGGUAACUGUUUACUUGUGCAGAGUUCGUGUGUUUCUGAAAAGCGCAAUAAAUUAGUUAUCUGGUAAUGUGUUUUGCUUUUGUGAAAUUUCAAAGUAUAUGGCUGGAGAGCACUCUAGUUUAGACUGUUCACAGUCCCCAUAUUUUUCCGUGGGAUUCUCGAGAAUCCCAAGGAAAAAUAGGGGGACUGUGAACAGUCUAACUCUAGUUAUAAAAACCUUAUUUCCAUUCUCUGUUUUUAUUUUUUAUUCUAGUCAGUAAUGGCUCCUAAUGGGUUGAUUGCCCACCUGUAUGGACCACUAGAGGGAAAGCGACACGAUGCCUUUAUGUUAGGUGUUAGUGGCCUACUACCACAGCUUGAAAGAAUAACUAAACCUGAUGGUGAACCAUAUGUGGUCUAUGGAGACCCAGCAUAUGGAAUAUCACGCCAUAUCAUAGCUCCAUUUCGAGGUGCACAUCUGACUCCACUCCAGCAACAAUUCAACAGCGACAUGAGUAAAGUUCGUGCAAGUGUAGAAUGGGGAUUUGGUAAAAUUUCCCAAUAUUUUGCAUACUUGGAUUUUCACAAAAAUCUGAAAGUCCUUCUACAGCCUGUGCGAAAGUAUUAUGCAGUUGGAGCACUUUUGGCGAACUGCCACACAUGCCUCUAUGGUUCUGUGACAAGUUCUUUUUUUGAGUUGGAGCCUCCAUCCCUUGAAGUAUACCUAUCCAACAACUAG